GUUUUGUGCGUGGGAAAUAAAAUCCAAGCCAAGCGACGUCGCGCCCAUGGACAGCGACGACCUAGCGGACCUCGACCUCCUCGACUUGCUGCCCGCAGCAGACGUUGGCUCGCUCGCCUUCCUUGAUGUAGCCGCGCCCCGGAAACGCCGGCGGGUCAAUCGCUUGGCCGUCGACCUCGUGGCGCUGCGCGGCCAAGCCGCCGAGCUGAGCAGCUGCGUCGCGGCCUUGCGCGCCCAGCGCGGCUGCCCCAAGGAAGCGUCGCCGUACGGUCGCCUCGCAUUGAAGCAGAAGGCGCUCAAAGACCGAGCGCUCACGGAGCAGGCCGAGCUGCGCGCGCUGCUGGCCGAGCAACAUGCAUUCCGCGCCUUUCUCGAGAGGGCGCUUCUCAAGCGUCCGCGCAGCAUGAUGCUCAAGGUCGAAGACUCAAAAUGGCGCCGUUAUGCUCUCGGAGCGACGGCCGAGGCUCGCGUAUCGGCCAUCAAUGCCAUCGCGGACCGGCAGUACGAGCUCCUCGAGUCCGAGAUGCUUGCGAAAGGCCUCUUCGAGCCAUCGGAAGAUGUAUUCAACGUAUUCACAAGCCUCUCGGACUGUACAAUGACAUCCGAGGCAAUGCGCUACACGACGCUGCCCGUCCCCAUGACGCGUGCUGCCGCUGUCGCGAUCGAGCUCAUGCGGGAGCGCCACGCAAUGGCUUCAUCCGCGCAAGAUGGCGACAUCUAUGCGCCGCACGGGCACACGUCCCACGACAUGCACCGCAUUGACGACCGCACGACGUAUGUUCGCAGCGUGUACGCGCCACCGGGUGCUCUCGUUGUGACGUCAAGCAUGAUCACAAAGACGUACGAGCAGCACGGUGUCGUGACGAUCGUGUGGCGCAGUGUGCUAGAGGAUGAAGGCGUCCCGCGCAUUCCAGCGUCUUUUGUCAACGACGAGCACGGCUGGAUUCAGCUGCGCCAAGACGACGCAGAAACGACGCGGUACACAGCCUAUGUCCGCGUGGCCAACCCAAUCGCACCGCAGAGCGCCGACGUAGACAAGCUCGACGAUCUCAUGCAGAUGCUCUAUGUCGGGACAAAAGUUGAUUCGCUACGUCAAGCCGACUUGACUGCGACCGUGCAAGCAUCGUUUCGGGCCAUGGUUGCGCAGUUUGAAGCGCUCGUUGUGCAGCGGGCUUCGAUUACGACAGAGAACGCGCGAGACGUCCAAUAAGCAAGAACUACGUGCUUAUGUUCUAGAUAACGUGAACCACCUUCGGUCGAUCACUACUAUCAAUGUCCAUAUGGCUUGUAUUACCCAUACACCGAAAGGUUUGUGUACAUUUGUACUUGUAC
Molecule: messenger RNA, 1332 nt
Organism: Saprolegnia diclina VS20
Lineage: Eukaryota; Oomycota; Saprolegniomycetes; Saprolegniales; Saprolegniaceae
Exons: 3
Coding region: 47-1210 (387 amino acids)
Source: RefSeq, a predicted model, not a curated record